UUUCCAAAGGGAGUCAACUGCCGCUGGGAACGCACGGCCAUCUGUCCCCCUGACGAGCCCUUCUAACGGCUCCUUGGAUCACACCCCCAGCAGCCUCCAUGGCUCCGAUCCGCGGCGACACUCCAGAAGGAGAAGGUGAUAGCGGAUUCAAAUCUGACAGGAAGAUGAGGAAACCUCUGGUAGAGAAGAAAAGAAGAGCUCGCAUCAAUGAAAGCUUACAGGAACUCAGGGUUCUCAUGGUAGACCUGGAUCUACAGUCGAAGAUGGAGAAUGCAGAAGUUUUGGAGGUUACCGUAAAACAUGUAGAAAACAUUCUGCAGCACCGAGCACAAGAAGCAGAUGCUCUGAACAGGGAGGCCAGGGAGCGCUUCGCUGCUGGGUACAUCCAGUGCAUGCAUGACGUGCAUACAUUUGUGUCCAGUUGCCCUGGAAUCGACCCUGCCAUAGCAGCAGAGCUGCUGAACCACCUCCUGGAGAGCAUGCCCCUCAAUAAUCAGGAGCAUCUUGAUGCAGAUAAGUCAGCCUGUAAUAGCACUUGGCCCCACCCUGAGAGGAUGGACACCACCAUGGUGUCCCCUGCUGCUUCCAACACCUCCACCGAUGACCUUAGCUCUGACCUGGAUGAGGUAGACUCAGAGCAAAGCCGAGCUUCCUCCACAGAGGAGGUAGACACCCAGAAUGUAUCAUCUGGUCUACCUUUCUCAAAGUCAGUUUGGAGACCUUGGUAGAGAAUGUUGAAGGAGCUUUCAUGAACUAGAUUGUUGGCUGGUUUUGGAAUGGAUUGGACAGGCCUUAAUCAACACUAAACAUACCUCAAUAUGCAACAUUAUACUAAGACAAUGGUUCUCAAUUUUUUUUUACUCAAAUACCAUAAGAGUACGUUUUCCAAGUUCAACCAUUUUUAUAGAUUUUUAACAGAAAUUAAACAAAACUUGGAACUCUGAAAUGUUCUGGGCUGUAGCGUAAAAACAAAAACCGUCUCUUGGCAACGCAUGGCUGAUUAAAGAGUGUGGUUUACUUUAAUCAUUCAAUAAUUUAAGUAAAAUCACCACCACCCCUUGUUCUUGGUUGUUCUGAGUAAUAACAACAAUGGCAGCCCAUUAAUCAUAAGCAGUACUUGUACCACAAUUUAUAACCACGUGUCUCAGACUAUUGUUCUCAGGCUGUGGUACAGCUGGUAUUGAUUCUCUCUGCAAUUACCCUUUUACUUAUUCAAAUCAUUGAGUCACAGAGUACAGUAUAACAUCUGCUGUUGUAUGAAUUCCUUUAGUAUUUAAUGCAUUACAUCCAAGCCUAGAUACUGAGCUAACCAAGUGAUGAUGCAGGAUGUGUUUAAUCUUGUAUUGGUAAACCUAUUUAGCCUGUUCAUUGACUACCUCAGUUAGCAAAUACCACCGGUUUUUCAGACAUGUGGUAAUAAGAGAUCAUCACAUCACGACAGGGAAGUUGUUGAGCUUAGAGCAACAGCGUAUAUAACAAUGAAAUAGCAUUCGUUAUCUACAAAUAUAAUGUUGCUCAAAUAAGCUAAAACAUUAGUUAUCUUUGACUACUUGUUAUCUUUCUUUCAACUCACUGUGAUAUGACAACUUUCUACAAAAGACAUCAGAAAUAUUAUCAGCAGUGCUUUUGCAGAUCAUCGCUUCAUAAACAUUCAGAUGCUACUGAGUCAAUUGUGAACUGGGAACAAGUACUAGAGGCUUUCUAAGAAGCAGGGGGGACAUCUCUGUUAGAACCGUGGGCAAAUAAGGACAGAAGACAAAGAGAACAAUUCAUACAAGUCAUUUUUACACUCGUAUAGUCUUUUGUUUGUGGGCAGUGUCAAGCCAGUAAGUGGUGGAAAUAGGCAGUUUUCCAAAACAAUUUAUACCAAGGAAUAAAAGUCCCUGUCCUGUUCUUUAAUUGAUACAUAAUUAUAUUAUUUUAGUGCUUUUUUAGUCUAAAAAAUGGGAACCACUUUGUCUAAGACAUCAUGAAGCUCUUUGUUAAAUGUUUUAAAACUUAAGUAUUUAAAUUGUAAAAUAUGAUUAAAUCAGUUCCAGAAAUUAAUGAUCUGUAUGUUUGAAAUUUAAACGUGUUUAAGGCCUACUUUCAUUGAAUGCUGUCAAUACAUUUGUAAAUAUGUAUUUGUUAACAUUUAGUUGUUUCUCUGCAGAUACUGUGUUAGUUAAAUUAUUUCCAAUUUGAAAAGUCCCAAACGUUGUAUUUAUAGUGCUUUAGUAAGCUACCUCAUCUGAUUAUUUUAAA
Molecule: messenger RNA, 2244 nt
Organism: Cyprinodon variegatus (sheepshead minnow)
Lineage: Eukaryota; Metazoa; Chordata; Actinopteri; Cyprinodontiformes; Cyprinodontidae
Gene: hes6
Product: transcription cofactor HES-6-like
Exons: 4
Coding region: 99-728 (209 amino acids)
Biological process (GO): regulation of neurogenesis; regulation of transcription by RNA polymerase II; anterior/posterior pattern specification
Cellular component (GO): nucleus
Molecular function (GO): RNA polymerase II cis-regulatory region sequence-specific DNA binding; DNA-binding transcription factor activity, RNA polymerase II-specific; protein dimerization activity
Source: RefSeq, a predicted model, not a curated record